Messenger RNA from Penicillium alfredii, 2517 nucleotides. Its product is annotated as protein arginine N-methyltransferase. The record is from RefSeq and is a predicted model, not a curated record. Gene Ontology annotation, cellular component: nucleus; cytosol. NCBI's taxonomy places the organism in Eukaryota, Fungi, Ascomycota, Eurotiomycetes, Eurotiales, Aspergillaceae. Bases 1 to 2517 code for a protein of 838 amino acids. The transcript is spliced from 4 exons. Gene Ontology annotation, biological process: peptidyl-arginine N-methylation; regulation of DNA-templated transcription.
AUGGAGAACUACAGCGGUUCCGAUGACCCAGGCCCGGGAUUUUGCAUUGGUCAUUAUGAGAAAAAUCGGCUGGUACCAGUGAACUCCCAGGUGGUAAACCAGGUGCACGAGAGUAAUUAUGACAUGAUGACUGUCCCAGUUACUACGCCACACUUCCACUCGCGUGUUUUGGGUCUGCUAUCUGCUUACCUGGGCAAUCUGCAAGCGCCAUCCCAAGAUCCAAUUGGAACUAUGGCGACUACGCAGAACACCCGGCCUCUGGUGCUGCCACCGCUGUCCAAGGCGGACUCCCAUCUUACCCCCAAUGAGGCUACAAGCCAAUUGGUGGGUGUGACUAGCAGCUGGAUUGACCUUUGCUCGCCAGACCCAUUGAUUGCGGAUUUGUCCCGCCAGGUCCUCAUGCUGGAAGUAGCAUAUGCCGCGUUCUGUGGCAUUGGCUAUCUUCUGGUUCCGGGCCCUAAAUUGCACCACGGUGGGAUGCACUCGGAAGGUGUGACGUACUAUGCGCGGGCUAUCCAAGAUGCAUUGAGCCUUGGCCCAUACAUCCAAUAUCAUAUCUGGCUGCCAAUGAUCGACAACCCAGAGCUUGAGCUUGAUGCAAUAGGCGACCUGGCUCCUCUUGCUCGAGAAGAGUACCUGGUGCCAGAAGAAGGAAAUUCGGCAAAGCAAGAUCUGUUUGGGACCUGGGAUGCUUGGGAUUCCAUUCGAAGGACUUGUAAAUACCAUACAAGGCUUUUCCUCGCCCUCACUUUGCCAAAGCAGCUGCCGCCCUUAUCCGUGCAGUCGCGGUGGCAUUCGGAGCCAGUCCACCUGCUCACGAUUGAUGCCUCUGUGUUCCUCAAGAACCAGAAGGGGUUCCCAGUCUUGUCCAAAGCCCACCAAGCUUUGAUCGCGAAGCUCAUGCGUCUUCGAAAUCCGCCAUGGAUCCUUCUCUGUGAUGUCGGUCCUAUCCCGGGGCUUGAGAGCGCGGACGACUCCGAAACCAACCAGACCAACCUGUCUGGAAAAGACUACCCAAGUUUGUCGCAGGCGGCAACUAACAAAAAGCAUCACGAUCCUACCCCGCAUCUCUCUUAUCUGCGCAAUCUUCAGCAGCGUCAGCCGGCACGGACCCCUAUUGAGAGAUUUGGCGUGGGGUAUCAGGACUACCUGCAGGCUCCUUUACAGCCGCUGACUGUCAACCUGGAAAGUAUCACCUACGAGGUCUUUGAGAAGGACCCGGUCAAGUACGAAUGGUACGAACGGGCGAUUGCCAAAGCAUUGAAAGAUUGGGCAGACCAGAAAAAGCCCACUUCCCACCCGGAUGGGAAAGUGAUUCUGGCGGUUGUCGGUGCCGGUCGUGGUCCCCUGGUGACGCGCGCACUCAAAGCCAGUGCGGAAGCCGGAGUGGAGAUCGAUUUAUGGGCCGUGGAGAAGAACCAGAACGCGUUUGUUCUGCUGCAGCGACACAACGAAACCCUGUGGGGUGGCAAGGUCACCCUAGUCCAGUCAGACAUGCGCAGCUGGAAGGGCCCUCGUGUACGACGCCAGGCAGCACAGGGCUCUCAAGAGCCCGUGGGAGAGUCACUGGGCAUUGAAGACUCCUUGCUUUAUACCCCGAAGAAAGGCGAGAACGAUCCCGGCCGGGCAUCUGAAUUCUCCGACCCCAAGCCUUCUCCCUUGACCCACACCCAUGUUGACAUCGUGGUCUCGGAGCUGCUGGGUUCAUUUGCGGACAAUGAACUUUCACCAGAAUGUCUGGAUGGCGUGAAUGAUCUCAUAAACCCGGUGCAUGGAAUCUCGAUUCCAGCCUCGUACUCGGCCCACUUCACGCCAAUCUCCGCACCGAAGCUGCAUGCCGAUGUCGUUAGCCAGUCUGUUCCCAACCCGGCGGCACCGGAGACUCCCUAUGUAGUCAUGCUGCAUGCCAUCGACUUUCUGUCGACCUCCGAAUUGCCUGUGAACAGUGAUACCGCACCGGGCAACGGCGCGAACCGCUCUUCGGCCAUAACGGCGGUGACUGCUGCGACAGAGUUCCCCGAACCUUUUGUGCAAACUGCUUGGUCAUUCUCGCACCCGAACCGGAACAUCCCCGCGCAGUCCCCGUCGCGGUCCACUAUCUCCAACUCGCACAACGUGCGUCAAACUCGCUUGUCAUUCCCCAGCCAGAACCGUGGUGUUUGCCAUGGCUUGGCUGGGUAUUUUGAAACAGUCCUUUAUGGUGAUAUUGAGCUGUCCACAAACCCAGUGACCAUGGAAGCGAAGAGUGCCAGCAUGAUCAGCUGGUUUCCCAUCUUCUUUCCCUUGAAGGUCUGGUACGAGUGGGUGGUGGAAGUCUUCUCCCUUGAGCGGACCGCGACAUCGGCAACACGGCUCACGACCCCCUCUGUGGGUGGUGCUCGUACCAUGUCCCCUAGUAUGGACAGCGUUAAGAGCAAGGACAAUUGGGUAAAGCAAAACCCCCGGACAGGCUAUCGCCGCGUGCGGGUGGGAAUGAGUGACUUGCACUCGAGUAUCAAGGACGGAUGUCUGAUGUGA